AUGUUACGGCCACCUCAGCGCUUACUUGGUAACCAGCCGGCACAAUUCAGAACUGAUUUAAAGGAAUAUUCAUCUGCAAUUGUUCCGUUGUUAGCGCGUAAAGAACAUCAUAAUGAUUCAAAUUCGAAUACUAAUAACCCAGCCAGAGCCCUUUCAAAUAACGAACGCAUUAUAAAUAUAACAUCACAACUCAAUUUACGUCAGAUUUUUAAAUUAUAUGAUACACAAGUAAGAUCAUCAAUAGAUAUUGGAACCAACAAUCGCGAUCCACUCACUGAUUUUACAUUUUAUCCACCAGAAGACAUAAUGAACACAGAAUUACCAAAAAGUUUAGAACUGAUAAAUGACGUUUAA
Molecule: messenger RNA, 354 nt
Organism: Trichomonas vaginalis G3
Lineage: Eukaryota; Parabasalia; Trichomonadida; Trichomonadidae
Exons: 1
Coding region: 1-354 (117 amino acids)
Source: RefSeq, a predicted model, not a curated record